Molecule: messenger RNA, 2487 nt
Organism: Pseudomyrmex gracilis
Lineage: Eukaryota; Metazoa; Arthropoda; Insecta; Hymenoptera; Formicidae
Gene: Pyroxd1
Product: pyridine nucleotide-disulfide oxidoreductase domain-containing protein 1
Exons: 1
Coding region: 26-1477 (483 amino acids)
Molecular function (GO): oxidoreductase activity; flavin adenine dinucleotide binding
Source: RefSeq, a predicted model, not a curated record
UCUGACCUAGUCUCUCCCAUUAAACAUGGAUAAAUCCGAGAAAACUGAUAGGGAACAAAUAGAAUCCACAUUUGUCAUAGUGGGAGGUGGUAUCGCUGGAGUAUCGUGCGCCGAAGGAUUGAGCUUUCUCGCUCCGAAAGAAAGCAUAAUUUUAAUUACCGCCAGUCCUCUGAUAAAAGCUGUGACAAAUGUGAUUCCACUAGGUAAAACAUUGAUGCAUUUCGACGUGGAAGAGAAAAGCGCGGCUGACUUCAGCGAGAAAUAUAAAAUGAUGCGAGUUGUUCAAGAUACCGUAAUUAAAAUUGACACAUCCAGUAAGCUGAUAGAAACCGCCGGUGGAAAGCUCGUGCGUUUUAAACUGUUGUGCCUUUGCACCGGCGCGAAACCUAAACUGAUCUCGGAAACGAAUAACUUCGUCAUAGGUAUUCGCGACACAGAGUCCGUAAUACAUUUUGCCGAAAAACUCAAUAACGCUAAGAGAGUCGUGGUAGUCGGUAAUGGAGGAAUCGCCACCGAAAUUGUUCACGAGGUCAAAGGCGUUGAAAUGAUUUGGGUGAUCAAGGACAAACAUAUUUCCGCGACUUUUGUCGAUCCCGGAGCCGCGGAAUUCUUUUUGAGCAAGAUUUCUUCUAAAUCCGACGCGUCAGAGGAUCUUGGCAAAAAGCCGACCAAGAGAAUGAGAUACGUGGUAUCAGAUAGCACAUCGGUUAAAAGUGGGGCCGCUCUUGGUCCAGAUUGGCACAACAACUUCGAUAUCAGUGGUACGGGACACACAUUUACAAAUGUAAAAGUCGAAUACGAGUGCGAAGUAUCGAAGUUGUUGACUUUCGACGAACUAAAACAGUCUAAUCCUACGGAAGAAUGGCCAGUUUAUGCGGAGCUGACGAAUGGCAAGAUUGUCGGAUGUGAUCUCAUCAUCUCGGCAACGGGCGUUAUUCCGAACAGCGAUAUAUGCGGUUUGGAAACCUUGAAGAGAGGAGAAGACGCCGGUUUGCUGGUGGAUUGGAAACUGGAGACCUCGGAAAAGGACGUUUAUGCCGCCGGAGACGUCUGUACCGCGAACUGGCCGAAAGCGAAGCAUUGGUUUCAAAUGAGACUCUGGACGCAGGCUCAUCAGAUGGGUCGUUACGCCGCGAAGUCGAUGGUGUCGAACUUAAGACGCGAAGAGUUUUUGCAGGACUUCUGCUUCGAACUCUUCACUCACGUGACCAAGUUCUUCAACUACAAGGUCGUGUUACUCGGUCUGUACAACGGUCAGACUUUGGGGAGGAAUUACGAGAUACUUUUGCGAGUCACGAAGGACCACGAGUACGUGAAAAUUAUUCUGCAAGACGGCAGAAUGCAAGGCGCGGUGCUCAUCGGAGAAACGGACUUGGAGGAAAUGUGCGAGAACUUAAUACUUAAUCAGUUGGACCUGAGUAUCUAUGGCGAAGAUUUGCUUAAUCCCGAUAUUGACAUUGAAGAUUAUUUCGAUUGAUGUGUCAUAAAUUUUUCACAUAAAACAUAUGCGUGUACAUAUUUGUUUGUUGAUUCUCUUUCACCGAUUUAACCGAGUGUGCAAUUAAACAGUCUAAUGCCAUAUCCUACUUAGGUUUAUAAAAAUUUAUUGCCUCGUAUGUACAGCAGAUAUCUUUACACAAUCUUUGCAGUCCUUUUUACAUUUGCGCAGUCUUACGAGCAUUAAAAAAUUUUAAUAUAUUAUGCAAAACAAACUAAAUUUCAAACUAAAACAGAUCAAGUUUGUACUUCAAGUUAAAAUAUAAAUAUGAAAAACUUAUCUUAACCAUAUUCAGCAUACAUAUUAAUGUGUUCGUUACUUACAUUUACAUAGGUACAUAAUAUACAAUACGAGUAAGUCUUUGACAGUUGUACAUCAAUCUUGUCUGAAAUACUUUUUAAAAUAUAUUUUUGCGUUUCUCUUUGUCAUGUAAUACCUCAUAUUUCGUUUAUUGAAUAUCUUUUAGAUCACAUGAGAAGAAGAGGUGGUCUUUCUUGUGUACACCGCGCCAAGGGGAUUCGCGUGUUCUAACAGCUGAUAUCACGUUGUAGCACGUUUGCAUCGUACGACAAAGAUUUCCGAGCGUGUCAACUUUCUCGAUAGAAAACUCCAUCGGGAACAGUCGAUAAAAUUUUUGUCGUACGAGAAAAAAAACCGUAGCGAUAUUAGCCGUUUGCAAAUCAGUUUGUCGUAGUGUACCAGUAGAAUACAUAAAACAAACAAACAAAAAAAAAAAAAAAUUAAAACUGAAACAAGCAACUUAUAAAGUUAAAACACUCAAAUGCGAACGGUUGUCAGUUUUUUUUUGUAUGUAAAUAUGUUAUUAUCGUAUUGUACUUUCUCUUGUUUAAAACAUAUAUUUAAAACGUAUUUAAAACGAUGCGAAAGAUGCAAAAAUUUGCACGACCGAUUUUAGUUAUUUCCGAUUAACUUAAUCGGUCGAUCGAGAACUAAUUUGGUGCUUGGUCAAUUCUGCUAAAAAAAAAAAA